UAGAUUGAGUAUUUAGUUGCCUGAGGUCAGGGCGAGAACCGGAAAUGACUUGAGCAAUUUCAUUACACAACAUUGGCCAUAGCAAAUCAAUUGGAAGAAUGCACAAAGACAGAGGGGGCAACCGAGACCAAUUGAGGCAUAACCAAAGCGUCGAGAGAUCGACAACGAGAUCGAGAUCGAGAAUGAGAUCGAGAUCGAGGUGGCAUGCUAAUCUAAUCUGCUGUAAAAUAAAUUGAAAUGCAUUUGCACCCAAAUCCGAUUCAACCUCUUGCUCCUCCACCUCCAUCUUUAUUACCUCACGUGAAGCAACAAUUGUUUUUGCCAGCAGCAGCUAGUGUGAAGCUCAUUUGUCGGCUUAGUUUCAAAUUUGUCGCGCAUAUCGGUGAGCGGCUCAACGCUUGAAUGAGAUCCGUAGAUAAUACCUUAUAUUUUGCAUAAGUCAUACAAGUCAACUUAAAUCUUGUUUGUUCCAUAACACAAAAAACAAAAGGCACAGAGAACCCUUACCCAAAGAAAUGUGUGAGAUCAAGCCCAAGCAUAUCAAAGAGUUGUCCAAGGAGGAGCGACAAAAGUUCUUUGACUCAUUCGAUUUGGUACUUUGCGAUUGUGAUGGAGUGGUUUGGCAUCCCUUUCGUGACUUUAUACCCGGCUCCGCCCGGGCCAUAGAUCAAUUGCAGCGUUUGCAUCGCAAAAAGUUGACAUUUGUGACCAAUAAUAGUGUCAGCUCAUUGGAGGAGCAUCUGGAGAAGUUUGCCAAACAGGGUCAAUUGAAUAUAACAAAAAAUCAAAUUGUGCAUCCAGCUCAGACCAUAUGCGAUCAUCUGAAGAAGAUACAAUUUAAGGGUCUUAUCUACUGCCUGGCCACGCCACCAUUUAGGCAGCUACUCAUUGAGGCAGGUUUCCAGUUGACCCAGGAUUCGAUGUCAACUGGCGCCAAGGCCAUUGAGAGUGUGCGUGAUCUACACGAAGCCAUCUACGGUGGUUCCGCAGUCCAGGCUGUCAUCAUUGAUGUGGAUUUUAAUCUCUCGGCGGCCAAAAUAAUGCGUGCCCAAGUUCAAUUGCAGAAUCCCGAAUGUCUGUUCCUGGCUGGAGCUGCAGAUGCUCGUAUUCCCUUUGGUCGCGGGGAAAUAAUCGGACCGGGAGCUUUCAUUGAUCUUGUGGCCAAGGCCAGUGGGCGUCAGCCCCUCGUACUUGGCAAGCCUGGUGAGGCAUUGGGUCAAUUGAUGCUGCAGCGGCAUAAGGCAACACCAGCACAUCGGGUUCUCUUUGUGGGCGAUAGUCUCGCCAGUGAUAUCGCCUUUGGCCAUGCCAAUGGCUAUCAAACAUUACUGGUAAUGACAGCCGGCAAAAGCGAAAUGGAAAAGCGCUUGAAGGAUAUGGCAAAGGAUCACAGUGAAAUGCCUGACUAUGUUGUCGAUUGCCUCGGCGAUUUGCUUAUCGAGCAAUCUUAGAUACUUGAAAUUAAACGAUCCUUUUACAGAAGUCUUUUCUUACAUCAGA
This is a messenger RNA of Drosophila willistoni, 1500 nucleotides long. RefSeq names its product chronophin. The transcript has 4 exons. Lineage: Eukaryota; Metazoa; Arthropoda; Insecta; Diptera; Drosophilidae. Gene Ontology annotation, cellular component: cytoplasm. The record is from RefSeq and is a predicted model, not a curated record. Bases 516 to 1451 code for a protein of 311 amino acids. Gene Ontology annotation, molecular function: phosphatase activity.